AUGGUGGUGACGGUGGUAGUGGUUGAGGUGGAAGCGGCAUCGCCGUUUGCCGCCAGCAGCCUGCUCUACUCGGGUUGCCCAUCUGCACUCACUAGCCUCCGGUUUGUCAACAUCACCGACAACGUCCAUACUGCGGACGCCGUGGUCAUGUCACACCCGUCUGUCCCGGUUUCGUCGUAUCCGUCGCUCGCGAUCAUUCCGUCGACACCCUCGCCGCCUGGAUCCACAGCGUUUGGACCCAAGGUGGCGCUCGCCGAGUGGGACGCCGGCUACUCGCACUUUGCGCAGGGGCUCGACACCGGAGACUGCGAUGGUGACGGCCACAUCGACGUCGCGACCAUCACCUCGGGUGCAGACAAGGCGGUCACGGUCAUCUUCUCGCCCGGCGAGUGGUCUACGCUCGGCGGCUCUGUGCCCGGAGCCGACUACACGGUGCUUGACACUGUGACGGUCGAUACUCCGGGCAAUAAUCCACAGGCUGUUGUCGUAGCUGAUGUGUCUGGUGACGGGCUCGACGAUGUCAUCACGGUCUCAGGCUCGUACUCGUCCGGCACUAUUCGGGUCUAUGUCUACACCGGCGCCCGUUCGUUUGACACAGCCCACGUUGUAGGCUCGGUCACAUCGCCACGCUCGCUCGCCGCUGGAGACGUCGACAGCGACGGCAAGUUCGACCUGCUCGUCGGCUCGUACAACAGCAAAGUCGUGUUUGGUUACAACGCGGUCAACGUGCUGUACAACCCGGGUCCGGGCUCGGCGCGCACCAUGACGUCGUGGUCCGCAACUUUGCUUUACAACGCGGGUCACAAACACUUUGUCGGGCGGACUGGCGACGUCAACCAUGACAACCGCCCUGACAUCUUUGUCUCUAUCUCCGCCGCGCCCACAAAUGGCAUCAUGUACUUCGAGUCGACCGGCGCAACAGGCUACUCGCUGGUCACCACGCUUUCUACAGCCGACACGACUGCCAACGUGGUCGAGCUGGCUGAUAUCAACGGCGAUGCCCUGCUAGAUGUUGUUGGCUACUCCAGCUCGAACAGCGCUACCAACGUCGUGGUCUGGUUUCACUCUGCACCACAGGGCGACUUUUUUGCUGGCUUUGACAGCUUUGAGGUUGUCGUUGACGUGGCGACUUCGACAAGCGAGCUCCGCGCUCCAGUUGCUGUUUCGGCAAGUUUCAUCUCGCCCGCCUCGCUCGUGUUUACCACGCCGGCAUCCAACGCCACCGGCCCGCACGUCAUCAGCGUUGUCCGCUCGCUUGCCAACAGCGACGGCAGUGGCGACGUGACGACUCGGCUGCCAGGCCUCCUCGACUACGUCUCGCACGGAUGCAUCGCGCCGGGCUUUGUGUGGCGCUCGCUCGAAUGCAAGCCGUGCUCCGAGUUUGAAGGCGCGCACUGUCCUGGCGGCGAGCGGUUCUGGCCUCGGACCGGAUACUGGGCGGCGUCAGAACGGGAGCCGCCGUCGCGGUGUUUUGUCGAGGCCGCGUGCCCCGGCGCUCUGGGCGAGGUGAGCGUGUAUCCGGCUUUAGUCAACAUCGAUGGCUCGCGCAAGACCGACCAGUGCGCGCUCGGCUACACCGAUGAGUAUUGCUCGGUCUGCGCCGACGGGUACUACAUGCAGGAUGGCGUGUGCCGAACGUGCGGCUCAGAUGCAGCUGCAAAGGCCGAGCUUGCCGCCAUCGUCAUUGUGGCCUCGGUCAUGUUUGGCGUCAUCCUGCUCGCGCUCCUCCUCCUCUCGGUCCGCCACCUUGUGACGGUCGUCUCGGCCAUUGUUACGCUGCAGACGCUGGUGGUGGUGGGAAAGCUUGGGAUGCAGCGGCUGGCGACGUCAUCGUCGUCAAGCGUGCAGACACUCGCGCGCAUCAUGCGCUUUGUUGCGCUGGUCAACUUUGAGAUCGAAGUUGUCCGCCCGGGCUGCUCUAUCCCGCGCGUCGCCUUUCUCUCGCUCUGGCUGGGCACCCUUGGCCUCACACUUGUCGCUGCCUUUGCCUUUCUUGUCACAGUCUGGCUGCGUACCGUGUUGGCUGCGCGAGCUGCGCGUGGCAAGGCCACCGCGGCUGCGCGCGCCUUUGACUUUGGCACUGUCAUCCGUGCCCGCACCAUGCACGCACUCAUCAUUCUCGCUUCGCUCGUCUUUCUGCAAGUCUCGUUGCGGACGUUUCAGGCCCUCAACUGCGUACGGGCCGGUGACGGCAGCCUGCGGCUUGCGAUCGAGCUGCGGCUGCGGUGCUUUGAAGGCAGUCAUUCCAGGUUUGCGCCGGGUAUCUUUGCCACUGCUCUCUUGUUCUCGCUUGGCUUUCCGGUUGCGGCGCUUCUUGUGGCACUGCGAACCCGAAAGCGUGUGCUCGCAGGCAUGCCCAUCGACGCCGCCAUCGAAGCCUACGGCUACAUCAUCCGCGGCCUCAAACCCAAGUACCUGUGGUUCCGGACACUGACAUUGGCCACGACGCUCACGUUUGUGCUCGAGACCGUUUUUGUGGCAUCGCCGAGCGCGCGCGUCUUUGCCGCCUGUUUCAACUUUGGCGUCUCGCUGCUCUUGGUCGGAGUCCUGGAUCCGUUCCUCGAGCGGCUACACACCGGCCUCGCACUCGCAUCGGGCAUGGCAUCUUCCGCGCAGAUCCUGUACUUUCUGUAUCGCGAGAAUGUGACGCUCUUUGGCGUUGGUGCUGGCUUCCAGGCUCUUGUCCUCGCCAUCAUCGCUGCGGUCCUCAUUGUGCGCACCUUGUAUCGGUCGCGGACGCGCCAGACGGCUGUCGAGCCAGCGACGCCUGGCGUGGCACUCGACUCGCCGAUCAGACAGCAAUACGCCUUUGCCAACGCGCAACCAGCUGGUCAAGUCUCCGACAACCAACUUUAG
Molecule: messenger RNA, 2856 nt
Organism: Thecamonas trahens ATCC 50062
Lineage: Eukaryota; Apusomonadida; Apusomonadidae
Exons: 4
Coding region: 1-2856 (951 amino acids)
Source: RefSeq, a predicted model, not a curated record